CCCGGCCCCGGUCCCCGGCCCGCCGCGUAAUUAGCCUCCGCGCGCCCGGAGCGCGCCGCCGCCAACGCCGCGCCCGACACAGCGAUGGGCAACACGGUGCACAGGACCCUGCCAGACUCGAGCCCGCCGGCGCGCCUGCUGGCCACCCGGCCGUGCUGCGGCCCCGGCCCGGAGCGGCGCCAGGUGCUGGGCGAGGCGCCGCGCUUCCACACGCAGGCCAAGGGCAAGAACGUGCGGCUGGACGGCCACUCGCGCCGGGCCACGCGGCGCAACAGCUUCUGCAACGGCGUCACGUUCACGCAGCGGCCCAUCCGGCUGUACGAGCAGGUGCGGCUGCGCCUGGUGGCCGUGCGCCCGGGCUGGAGCGGCGCGCUGCGCUUCGGCUUCACGGCGCACGACCCGUCGCUCAUGAGCGCGCAGGACAUCCCCAAGUACGCCUGCCCCGACCUGGUCACGCGGCCCGGCUACUGGGCCAAGGCGCUGCCCGAGAACCUGGCGCUGCGCGACACCGUGCUGGCCUACUGGGCCGACCGCCACGGCCGCGUCUUCUACAGCGUCAACGACGGCGAGCCCGUGCUCUUCCACUGCGGCGUGGCCGUGGGCGGCCCGCUCUGGGCGCUCAUCGACGUCUAUGGCAUCACCGACGAGGUGCAGCUCCUCGAGAGCACCUUCGCCGAAACGCUGCCGCCCACGCGCCUCAGCCAGGCCCGCUUCAGCGCCUGCCUGCCGCCCAACAGCCACGACGCGGCCAACUUCGACAACAACGAGCUCGAGAACAACCAGGUGGUGGCCAAGCUGGGCCACCUGGCGCUGGGCCGCGCCCGCCGACCCCGCGCCGCCGCCACCGCCACGGCCGCCGCCAUCCCGUGCGGGCCGCGACCGCCGCGGCCCGCGUCGUCGCCGGUGCUGCUGGAGGCCGACCUGCGCUUCCACGCGACGCGCGGGUCCGACGUGAGCCUGUCGGCCGACCGCAAGGUGGCCUGCGCGCCGCGGCCGGACGGCGGCCGCACGCUCGUCUUCUCCGAGCGCCCGCUGCGGCCCGGCGAGAGCCUCUUCGUGGAGGUGGGCCGCCCGGGGCUGGCGGCGCCCGGCGCGCUGCCCUUCGGCAUCACGUCGUGCGACCCGGGCGGGCUGCGGCCGCCAGAGCUGCCCGCCGACCUCGAGGCGCUGCUCGACCGCAAGGAGUACUGGGUGGUGGCGCGCGCCGGGCCCGUGCGCAGCGGCGGCGACGUGCUCAGCUUCACGCUGCGGCCCGGCGGCGACGUGCUCCUGGGCGUCAACGGGCGCCCGCGCGGCCGCCUGCUGUGCGUCGACACCACGCAGGCGCUCUGGGCCUUCUUCGCCGUGCGCGGCGGCGCGGCCGGCCAGCUGCGCCUCCUCGGUACCCUGCAGUCCAGUCCCGCGUCGACGACCCCAUCAGGGUCCCUCAGUGGCUCUCAAGACGACAGUGAUUCAGAUAUGACCUUCAGUGUCAACCAGUCCUCCUCUGCGUCUGAGUCAUCCCUGGUGACAGCGCCCAGCUCCCCGCUGAGCCCCCCGGUGUCCCCUGUGUUCUCCCCGCCAGAGCCAGCAGACAGCAAGAACGGCGAGUGCACGGUGUGCUUCGAUGGCGAGGUGGACACGGUCAUCUACACGUGCGGACACAUGUGCCUGUGUUUCAACUGUGGCCUGCGGCUCCGGCGCCAGGCCCGGGCCUGCUGCCCCAUCUGUCGGCGGCCCAUCAAGGACGUCAUUAAGAUCUACAGGCCAUAGCCUGGCCUGCCCACAGGCCUUGGCUGGAGCAAGGUCACCUUUCUGAAGCCCCCCUGGGCCGGCAACCACCAUGGCUUCCAGGGAGUCCAAGGGCAGCAGCCGUCUUUCCAACAGUGGGCAAGGCGUGACAGUCGUGGAGAACAGGCCCUGGGGGUCUGAGCCCGGCAAGGUUUGCUUCUGGCUCAAAAGUGCUUUGCCCCCAAACGGCCGUCCCAAGAGCAAGCUCAGGAACUGCCUGGCAGAUCGCCCUUUCCCUCGGUGACCUUUCAGCUGGGAAACAGCAUCUUCUGUCUGUGCAAUGCUUCUUUCCGGGGUGGGCUGAGUGUGAGUGAGAAGGGGAGGGGCGGGAGGGGGCCAGAGACUAGGGAGAGAAUGUGCGAGAGAAUGAGAGGGGAGGGCGCGUGGGGAUUGUAUCCAGGUAUCCUGACUCUGGGGGCUUACCGAACGCUGCGGAACGUGCAGUCCGGAGCCCAGAUGCUAGCGUGGCUAGAAAUCGUUCACUUUCCGGGGUUGUGACGGAAGUUGGUUUUGAAUGUAUGAAGCCUGAACCUAAACAGAGCUCCCUUGGAUGGUAUAGGAAGGAGAUGCUCAGAUUUCCUAAGGGGAGGCAAAAAUAACUCAUUGUUUACAGCUCCAAAGCAGCAACUCCUUGAGGGGAAGGCGGGUGGAGAACGUAAGAGAACAAUUCACUUUUUUCAUUUCUUACGCAGUCUUGGACGCGCUGCAGCCGGGCGCUCUGGCCUGGGUCAUCUUUCGCCCCUUCCCCCCAGACAGUCUAAUAAUAAGCACAUCGCACCUUCGCUCCGUCUCUGGAGGCUUUCAGUCUUUGUAACCCCUCCCAGGAGAAGAGGAGCAUGCAGGUUCCCUUUUCCUGGGGGAGGGAAAGAAUCCUAGAGGCAGGUGACUCACCUGGACUUGGAAACGCCACUUCAUAGCACAGACAGCUGUCCACGUUUCCUGUUGUAACCCUGGGCCUGGCACCGGCCAGGUGGUGUGGGUGCUCCCAGGGUGGCCUCCUGGCAGCAGUGGGAGGAACCAGGACUUCAUGACUGGUCCUUGUUCUCAUUCUCAGUUCAUCCUCUUCUUCGGGUUCCUGGCACGUUAACUGAUAAGUCUGUUAACUCAUACACAGUGACAGUGAAAACGCUGGCCUUGUGAUUCGCACUUCCCAGGCCUACCCGCUGGUAUUUCCUGAGACCCCAGCCCUACCACCCGGUCACCCCUGCCCAUCUCUGCAGACUCCCAGACCACACCUGGGCUAAUGGGCUGGCCCAGGCCUGCUCCUCCCUUCUUGUCCCCAGUUCUGGGCUCCACCUCUGCCCUGUUCUGUGUUGUACCUUUAGGGAAGUCCCUUGGCCUGUCUGUUUUUCAGUUUCCCACAGGAAGUUUAGAACCUGACCACCCCAAAAGCUCUUAGGAGGACUGGCACGACAUUCUAAAAAGGCUGAGACACCUUGCAAAGAAAAAGUAUGAUUUUUAUUACAGUUCCUGGUAUGUUCAUCUGCUGAGGGAGGGAAGGAGAGGAAACGUUCAGAGACUUUCGCAUUUGUGUACCAAGCGCUCCCUGGGCGUCUGAGGGUCCCGAGCCGGGUGGGCCCAGGCCCUCAUCAAAUCAGGCCUCGUAGACCAGUCGGUGCCCUUGUCAUGCUGGAGGUCUCGGGCCACCCUCCUCCUCCAGCUGAGAAUGGCCAUGGUUUUCUGACCUAACCCCGACUUCAGACCCCUGCAGUCUUGAAAUGGCAAGCGCCCCUGGAUGGUUACUCUUCCCUAGUGAAUUUAGGGAACGUGCCCACAUUUUACUUUUGCAGCAGAAUCUUUUGAUUCUGGAGCUCCUGGAACCCCAGUGUUUGCCGGAAUCAGAGUUGGAGAAUCUGGGCAGCCCCGGGUGCCCAGCUGUUGGGUCGCCCCGUGUGCUGGGUGUGUGUAGAGCCAUGCACAGGCCCUGUGGCAGGGGCUCAUCACCCCCGCCUGUGGUUCUCCAGGUGACCGUCCCCAUAACUGGACUGAGUUGCAGCUCUGGUGGCCCCAGUGGCCUGGGGGAGCCAGCUCCUCUCUCCUGCCAUUUGCUCUUCCUGGCUGCCCCCUUGGGCUCCAGCCACGGUCACGUACAGCCACCACCAGGAAACCAGUGACUGAGGGCCCGGGCACAGGGGUGGACAAGGCCUUCUCCUAGUGACCUGUUACCCAGGAAGAAAGGAGCCAGUGGCCUGUUCCACCUGCUCUGCAGCUGCUAUAAAUAGCCUCCCUGUUUCCAAGAGGAGUUAAGGGGGUGUUUAUCUUCUAAAAACCAGACAUUUCCUGAUGCUCUGAACUGAUUUAUUCAGUGCUACAGAGGAGAGGCUCAAAUCCCCAUCUAUGUUCUGUUUUGAGAAGGGGGCAAGAGCAAAAGGAAAAGGAAACACUUUUUUAUUUUGCACCUGCUGUGUGCCUUGGCACUGGGCUAGAGAGGUGCCUUAGUCCUGUGAGGCAGGUCUUUUUGCCAUAAUGAGUCCCAUCUAAGAUACUGCUGAUCAUAAAGUGCACCAUUUUAUGUACCACUAGGGAAAACAUGCUGCCAGUCUUAACUGUAAGAUGCCACAACUGUACAGUUCAUUGAUCAGAGAUAAAGGCUGUGGUACUUAGAAUCAAUGAAAAAUGGCAUCAUCCCCUUUGGCAGGUAGGGAGCUGAGGUCCUGUAAGUGAAGUGACUUAAUGAUCACAUGACGGGAGGUGGCGGAGCUGCGAUUCACACCCAGGGAGGUCUGGUGCCAGCUCCCCUGCUCUCCACGCCUGGCCCUGAGCCCCAGGAAACUCAAGACGGAGUUUUCUUCCUUGAUGCUCAUCUGGAGAGAGCCUGGCGCCGCCCCUGGGUGGAGGGUUCCAGCGCAGGCCAAGCCCCGUCCACUGCCCGCACGCUGGAAGGACAAGUGUCCUUCCUUUCGGGCACAUCUGCUCGCUGCCCUGCUUCUGGCAGAGCCACGCUACGCGCGGUCUCGGCUCCAACCCAAGGGCCUUUGUUCUGGGGGUGCCGUGUGGGACAACUUUGGGGAGGGGCCCAGGGCCUUAUCCCACCACCGUCCUGGGCCCUGUGACCGCCAGCCCUGCACGCAGAGCCCCUGGCCACUGAGCAUCCCCUGGUGUGCCCAGCCCUCCUGUGUCCCGGGCUCCUGUGUCCCAGGGCGCGUCCCACGCCCAUGGCGUGCCCUUCCGGGCUGCAGCAGCCAUGGCUCCAGCCUAGGACAGGACAGGACAGACCCAAGACACCUUGUUGUCGCGGUCUUGUGCCUGUUCGUUAGGAGCCUCCUGCAACACUGGCUGUUUCCAAGACAAAACAAGCUCAUUUUUCUAGGGUGUCCUUGGAACAGGCGUCUCCGGGGUUUGGCCACUCCAGCGCCUCCAGUCAGGGGGCGCCCGCUGCUCGGCACAGGCUGUGUUGGGGACUUGGGGUCAAGGACUGGGACUAAAGCCAAAGGCUGCCAGGGCUCAGGUCCAGAGGAGGACAGAUUGGUGAACUCUGUUGGAUCCAUCUGGUGUCUCGUCCUGUGCUAACACGUAGUAGGUACUUAGUAAAGGUUUGCUGGAUAAACCAGAAAUCAGAUUAUGGACGUCCAGGGGUUUGGUGAUACAGCAUCACAUAACACAUGCACACAAAGUCAUUCAACAAACGUUUGCUGAGUGCCUACUAGGUGUGGGGUGCUGGGAGGAUGGAGCAGAGAGGGCUGUGCCCAGCUCUGGUGCGGGAGGUGGUGACAUUAAGAGGGUAAUGAGGCGUUGGGGACAGAAUCCACUGGGCCUUAUUGGCCAUUCUGUUGCCUUGGGUCCAUCCAGGUGAGCACCCAGCAGCUGCUUUCCCGGCCCAGAACCUCCCAUGUGACUCGAAAAACCUCUUCUGCAUUAGACUUGUGGGGCGUCUUGCAGUCAGUGAGCUGCUGCCAAAACAGCCUUAGGCAGAACCCCCAAAGUCCCCAUGGGUUGGCCACCCUCAGGUCUGCCAGGGAGUCUGGGAAGGUGGCUGCCUACUACUUUCUGGCCCUGGAAAUCGGUCCCCAAGGCCCAGGAGGACCCCAACUGAGUCAGUCCCAGUUGACAAUGGGGUUGUGCAAAGUCUUGGCAAAUGAGAGGCAAUAACCUCCCAUCACUCGAUCCCAUCCCUGUCCCAGUUCUGGCAGGGGGACACCGGCUCAGGAACACGUGGCCUCCUGGCAUUUCUCGGUAUUUAAUUGUCUCACUGGUUUACCCAAGUCCCUAGUGAAACGACUUGUACAACAAUCUGUCUGUGCCUUAUGAAAGUGUCUGUGCACUUUUUAUCUUCUUUAAAAGCAACUUUUAAAAGUGGACAGGGGACUAGCAUAUGUGGUAGGGUUCUAGAAAUCCAUGAUUAUCACUGAAAUCCUUUUGGCAUUGUGUUUUUGAUGUUGGAGUGACAAAGUGUCCACCCCUUACCCCACACCCCACUACCUGUGUACAGACCUUUUUAAACAUGCCUCUUCUUACUAUUAUUUUUCUGAUUCAAUACUGUGACUUCUCCAAUACAGUCUAAUCCUUGGGGAUCUGUAAUAAAGGUUUUAAAACUGGGGAGUGGGUUGGGAAGGGUUUGCACUAGUCUUGUGUGUUGUGCUUUUGUGUGUUGUGUGUUGUGAUUUUGUCUGUUUUUAUCUGUUUUAUAUUAACAUAAAUUUUCCUGUUUAAAAUAAAAACAAAUACAACUUUGGCUUGUUAAAAAAAAAA
This is a messenger RNA of Microcebus murinus (gray mouse lemur), 6459 nucleotides long. It is a transcript of the gene NEURL1B, whose product is annotated as neuralized E3 ubiquitin protein ligase 1B. NCBI's taxonomy places the organism in Eukaryota, Metazoa, Chordata, Mammalia, Primates, Cheirogaleidae. The record is from RefSeq and is a predicted model, not a curated record. Gene Ontology annotation, biological process: ubiquitin-dependent endocytosis. Gene Ontology annotation, cellular component: early endosome. Gene Ontology annotation, molecular function: ubiquitin protein ligase activity.